CGACACCGUCACGUAUUCUAGAUGAAGGAAUUGCCUUCACUUGGCUGGCUUCGUGUUCAUCAAUCGUAGAGCCAUCCAUCCAGAGGCAUGAACCAGUCAGUGUCCACACAAGAUUCCACACAAGAACACGGCUAGGCCUGCAGCAAUGUUCACUCCUUGAGCGGCUUGAGCCCCACCCUCUUGCGGACUUCGUUCCACUCAGACACAGACAGACCAUCUGACACACGCACACACACACAGAGAGAGAGAGAGGCAGUGUGUCAAGGUACAUAUGUACGUUUGUGUAUUGACAAACGGUCCUGACCUUUGUCUUUGCCCUUGGCCUUGUCGGCGUCCUCCUUGCCCUUGCCCUUGUCCUUGUCCUUCUUUCUCUUCUUGCCCUCCCUCUCGCCAUCAUCACGCCGCCUGCAGACACAUACAACCAUACAGAAUGUAGGACAGUGACACACCAGUGGCGUCUCCUGGCGUGGCGUGUUUACCGGUCCCUGUCGCCCCGUCGGGUGUCGCCUUCAUCCUCAUCCCGCCUGCUGCUGCGGAAGCUGCGGUCGCGGUCGCGGCUGCGGGACCUAAAGUCACACACACUCACGAGGUGAGCUUGUCUGCUGCAUCGCCUCUCUGGCUGGCCAGCAAACCUGUCUCUGUCUCUCUCCCGUCUGUCACGGUCGUCUCGGUCCUAAGCACAUCACACACAAGAGAGGGGUCCCUCCGCGGCUGUGGUAGUUGAGUGUGUGUGGUUGGUACCCUUCGCCUGAGCCGUUCCUCCGAGUCGUCUCGGCGGCGGUCCCUAUCGCGCCUGUCGCGAUCCCUGAACCAACGGUUGCAGCACAUGUUGUCUUAUGGCAUGCCUCUGUGUGUGUGUUAUAGUUGCCCACCUGUCUCUGUCCACAUCCCUCCUGCUGCGGUCUCGGUCGUCGCGCUCACGACGGUCACUACCAGCAAACACAGCACACGAUCCAGGACUGUCAGUCAAUGCGCUCCCUUGCCUUGCGUCUUUCUCCUCUCUGCUUACCGGUCUCUAUCUCUAUCUCUGUCUCUGUCUCUGUCGGUGUCCCACGGUGUGCCCCUCUCACGCAGGUCCUCCCCAUUGGCCCGGGCAGCGUCACCGAGCCGCCGGUCCUCAAACGGCUCCCCUGAACGAACACAUCAAGGAAUCAGGAACUCCCUCCUGUACUGUGCUGUGCCGCAGUCCUGCAGGUGUGUCGUUAUCAUCUGCUAUAGGGCUAGCCUACUUGGUCGCUUUGGUGGUUUUUCGUCUGCCUCCUGCUCGUCCAUGUCCAUCUCCAUCUCAAGGUCGGCGUCCAACACUGACGGACAGACAGACAGACAGACGGGCACGGACGUCUCUCUCUCUCUUGUGGCUUAUGUGUGUGGCUUAUGUGUCUGGCUUGGCACUUACGUGAUGCCCUCUCCUUGAGCUGCCCGCCCUCCUCGAGAAUCUUCACACACACAACGCAACGCAACGCAACACAACGCAACGCAACGCAACAUUGUGCGCGCAGGCAUGCCAGACUUUUUUCGUUUAGCAGGUCGCUCACCUGUCUGUUCUGGAGCUGAGGGAAGUCGACGUCGAGCAGGUGCUCCUGCCGCAGCAAAUCGUCGACAAACUCAUCCAUGUGCCGCACCGUGAACUCUGACCAACCAUCACACACAACGAACGAUACACACAAAUGACAGACAGAAGUGGGCCCAGCAGCUGUCUGUGUGUGACGCUGCUCGUGUGUGUGUGUGAGGGCGCGCACUUCCGUCAAAUCCCCGCAGUCUCAGUUUGCGGUAGUCACUCAGCAUCGGCUCCUGCGACACACACACACACAGAGGUCGCGAAAGUCACUCCGUGGACAGGUGAGGGGCGAGACGACGGGCGCGAUGAUGCUUACGAGAUUCGAAUAGACGUCCAUUGCCGUUCCAGUCAACCGCCUGCAUCACACACACAGAGAUACCAGCCCGCGUCUGUCUGUCUGUCUGUCUGCGUGUGUGUGUGUGGUUACAUACAGGUAGAAUGCGCCGAGUGCCCUGAGGUAUUUGAAUUCCUCGUUCCUGACGUACUCGAGAACGAUGUCCUUGUCGGGCUGUAUCUGCAGCAGCUUGAGCACCAGGCAGAUGAAGGGACUCGGCUUGCGGCUGCCGCCGUACGUCCCGCCAACGUACUGCAGCUCCACCGCCUUGUCCACUAUCGUCUCAGCUGAAUGAAUGAUGAAUCAAUGAUCCACACACACACAAACAGACAGACAGACAGGCAGGAAGGCACACCAUCUAUCUGUUGCUCGUGUGCGUGUGCGUGUGUGUGCGUGUGUGUGUGUGUGGCGUACCGGUGAGGCCGAAGCAGUGUUCCUUCCAGUAUUGGUUUUGGUAUAUCUUCAUACGCACGAUGCGCGACACCAGGAACUGCGGAUUGGUGCCGUGCACCGUCUGGGCGCUGGGAUCUGUGCGAUUCGCCAUCCUGAAGCCGCCGUGGACCCUUCUCCAGCAGCGGACCCUUCUCGCAGCGGUUUCAGUAAGCACCCUAGGACC
Vitrella brassicaformis is the source of this 2508-nucleotide messenger RNA. Lineage: Eukaryota; Vitrellaceae. The record is from the annotation of a GenBank genome assembly.